AUGACUCUCACCGAUGAGGAGCUCGACCGCGACUGGCAGCCCAACGGCCGUCGCCCUCAAUCAACCAUCGCCCGCUCAUUUAGUGCCGAGCUCAUGGACAUCUUCCGUAUCGAAAACUCUCUCACCGACCUGGAUCAGCAAGUUCACGCCAAGAAGCAAACUGUUGACAAGGAAACCGAAGAGCUCGCCGCUCUUGAAGCCCGCAUCCGUGAGAUGGAAGACCGCCUUCGCCGCUCUACAGGUGGCGCCGCCCAGCAACGAUCUCCACUGCCUCAGACACAGACCGCCAACCAGGCUCAGGCUCAGCAGCCAAGUUCUCUCGACGCCCCCAAGGACGAUUCCAAGGUCCGCUCACGACCGGGAACAGCUCGUGCUUCCCAGCAAGCUCCCUCCUCGGGCAACAUGCCCCCGACCCCGGGUGCCAGUGAAGGUGAAUACUAUGUCGUCACCCGCGAUGACUUGCAAGACGGCCCGCGCUGA
This is a messenger RNA of Fusarium graminearum PH-1, 480 nucleotides long. RefSeq lists its product as uncharacterized. The record is from RefSeq and is a predicted model, not a curated record. NCBI's taxonomy places the organism in Eukaryota, Fungi, Ascomycota, Sordariomycetes, Hypocreales, Nectriaceae. The transcript has 3 exons. Bases 1 to 480 code for a protein of 159 amino acids.